Molecule: messenger RNA, 2994 nt
Organism: Myotis brandtii (Brandt's bat)
Lineage: Eukaryota; Metazoa; Chordata; Mammalia; Chiroptera; Vespertilionidae
Gene: RPS6KL1
Product: ribosomal protein S6 kinase-like 1
Exons: 13
Coding region: 34-1812 (592 amino acids)
Biological process (GO): protein phosphorylation
Molecular function (GO): protein kinase activity; ATP binding
Source: RefSeq, a predicted model, not a curated record
GCUCGGGCAGGUCGCACCUGCAGGGCAGCAGCCAUGAGCCUGGUGGCCUGCGAGUGCCCCCCUGGCCCUGGGCAGGAGCCUGAGCCCUGCUCCCGAGCACCGUCCCAGGCCCGCAUGUACCUGGAGCAGAUUCGCAACCGGGUGGCUCCGGGGGCACCUGACGUGGCCAAGCGCGACUACCUGGUGGACGCAGCCACGCAGAUCCGGCUGGCCCUGGAGCGCGAUGUCAGCGAGGACUACGAGGCAGCCUUCAACCACUACCAGAACAGCGUGGACGUCCUGCUGCGCGGCGUGCACGUGGACCCCAACAAGGAGCGAUGUGAGGCUGUAAAGCUGAAAAUCGCCAAGUACCUGCGGCGGGCAGAGGAGAUCUUCAACUGCCACCUGCAGAGGACCCUGGGCAGCGGAGCCAGCCCUGGCACGGGUUUCAGCAGCCUGAGGCUCCGGCCCAUCCGCACACUGAGCUCUGCCCUGGAGCAGCUGAGAGGCUGCAGGGUGGUCGGGGUCAUCGAGAAGGUGCAGCUGGUCCAGGACCCAGCGACUGGAGGGACCUUCGUGGUGAAGAGCCUGUCCAGGUGUCACACGGCGAGCCGGGAGCGGCUGACCAUCAUCCCGCACGGUGUCCCCUACAUGACCAAGCUGCUGCGGUACUUUGUCAGCGAGGACUCCAUCUUCCUGCACCUGGAGCAUGUGCAAGGAGGCACGCUCUGGUCCCACCUGCUCUCCCAGGCACGCCCCCAACAGUCUGGGCUCAGGUCUGGCUCCAGCCUGGAGAAGAUGAAGGCUCAGCUCAACUCCCGCCUCAGCAUCCGGACCCCCACGCUGCUGCCCCCUGGCCACACCCGCCUGCAGGACAGAGUGCCGCUGGAGUCUCCUUGGACUUGCCGGAGCCUCGCCCCAGCCAGGGGGGUCCCACCCGUCAGACCCCAGAGAGAGGCUGAAGGUGCACCCUCAGCCAGGACCAGCACUUCCCGCUCCUCGGACCCUCCGAGGGCUCCCGGUGGCCGCCUGCACCUCCAGGCCCGGAGAGAACCUGGCCAGAACUCAGACACUGGGUCCCCUUGGGGGCUCUCUUGGGUUCGCGAGGGGGCAGGCCGGGUGCUGGGGGGCUGUGGCCGCAGCAGAGGUCAGAGCUGCCCCUCAGUGGACAAGGCCAGCCGGGGGUCUGGCGGGGGCGCCUGGAGCGUGAGGGAAGAGCAGGUCAAGCAGUGGGCGGCUGAGACGCUGGUGGCCCUGGAGGCGCUGCACGAGCAGGGCGUGCUGUGCCGGGACCUCAAUCCCCGGAACCUGCUCCUGGACCAAGCAGGUCAUGUUCGGCUCACGUACUUUGGCCAGUGGUCAGAGGUGGAGCCCCAGUGCUGCCGGGAGGCUGUGGACAACCUCUACAGUGCCCCAGAGGUGGGUGGGAUUUCUGAGCUGACGGAAGCCUGUGACUGGUGGAGCUUUGGGUCUCUACUGUAUGAACUGCUGACUGGAACGGCCCUAUCCCAGAGCCACCCCUCAGGAAUCCAGCCCCACACCCAGCUCCAGCUGCCCGAGUGGCUCAGUCGCCCAGCAGCCUCCCUGCUGACGGAGCUCCUGCAGUUCGAUGCCAGCAGACGCCUGGGAACUGGAGGGGGCGGUGUCAACAGACUCAAGUCCCACCCCUUUUUCAGUACCAUCCAGUGGAGCAAGCUGGUGGGCGGCCUCUGCAAAGAAUGCGGGUCAGCCGCCUUUCCUGCUCGGCUCUGCUCCCUCCUGUGGGCUCAGAAGCCAUCAUCGCCGCUGUCCCUAGGGAGUCUCCCCGCCAGCUCUUGGAGGAACCCUUUCUAGUCACUGCUGAUGGGAAGGGACAGGACAGAGCUCACCCUGCUAGGUGGCUUGGGCCCCUCCGUCCACCCAUCAGUCAACAGAGACCUGUUGAGCGCACACCCUGAGCCUUGAACACAGACCUACCCCGUUAAAGGGUGCCUUCUGUCACAUUCGCUCCGAAGUACUGACCACCUGCUGAGCCAACCUUGAGGUUUUGUGAUUCGCUACCUGCCAUGUUGUGCCCUACUCGGGACAUCUCUGGAGACUUAUCUCAGGAUACUGGUCCACUGGCUUAGUGGACUCCAAUUAGGGCUGCCCUGGCUGAUACCUUAGCCGUGUAAAUAGUGGCCUCUUCUAUCAGACUCCUCCUGCAUGGGGCGGGGAGGCCGGGGACGCAGGGAAGACGUCUGUAGUGAGCAUGCAGUGAGGUGGGGAACAGGGUGAUCCACUCCCCCUCCUGACCAUGCCCCUGUCUUGCAAUUUCAGACUCUGAAGAGCAAAAGGAAGAGGGGCGUGGGGGAGGAAACAGGGAUUAGGAGGAGGGGAGAGGGCACCUUUGCCAAUUAGAGCAAUUUUAGAAGCAGAAUAAGACCUCCCCUCCCUAGCUAGCCCACUGGGGUGGAGAGAAAGGGGAGCCUGCCCCACAGGUCUGAGAGACCUCAGUUCAGCCUCCAGGCAGAAGCUGCUAAGACAAGCUGGGCCCAUUAGGAUUCCCUUCUCAGGCAUUGGUCCUGUUCACCAAUUUGCAUUUGAGUCUUGAGGGUCCACUCAAUUCAUUGCCUACUGUGACUUCAUCCCCUUUUGAAAUGAAUCACAACACACAGAAUGAUUGCCCAGGCUUUUAGCCAGAAGCAAGAUGUUUGGUCUCUGAAGAACUGGGAUAAGUAGUUACCCCAAAUACAACCCCCUCCUCAGGUUUGGGGGCUUUUUCCUCUCAGGACUCACCCUGUCACUGGGGUGUGGCAACUAAAACUUUCACCAGACCUCUGCCCCCAACCCCUUGCCUUGUGUCUGCUAUACCACCAGGUGGCGGCCUUGACACUCAUCUCCAUUCUGAUUGUGAAGGGGCGGGGAACUGGGUUGUGAGGGAGGCUGGAGUGACUCGGGCAGAGGACAUAGGGAAGCACAGCCUGGUAUGGUCCUGGUUUCUCUGGGGCGUGUCCAUACCAUCUUGCCCCCAAUAAAGCCUGAUGUUGCCUGUGG